UCCGGGGCCCGGUGGCGGCGGGAGUCGUCCAGCCGCGGCCUGGGGUCGCACCAGGCCGACUCUGGACCGAGUGUGAGAAACCACCCCACCCCCUUUCCAAUCUUGGGUGCCAUGAGGUGGUCUGGAGUGACCCCUGACGAGGGAGACUGGGCUUUGUGCCUGGAUCCGACCCCGGGUUGUGACCCCCACUGGGUCCGCCUCGGCGACUGAAUCAGGCUCCUCUUCUCCAGAAAUUUCAUAGAAGCAGAGGACUCCUGAGUGUAAGAGGGGUGGCUUUUUUGGAAUCUGGUGGGUCCUUGACACAGAAAACGGAACUUUACUCCAAUCCUUGGGGUCAGAAGUGUUUUCAAAAUCAGAUUUUGAAGGAUUUUUUAAAAACUUUAUGGGAGUCUCCCUGGAGUAUCGACCCAUCUGCAGAGACCCCUCUCCUGAGAGAAAAUGGCUACAGGUCUUAUCAUCCAGAAUGGAGAAGAACAGGAGGGACCGUUGAGAGUAAAGGUGGAGGAAGAUAACUUUUUUGUACAAGAAAUUGACUUGCAGCAGAACAGCCAGUCCAGCCAGGAGGUCUUUCGCCAACGCUUUAGAUGGUUCUGCUACCAGGAGACACCUGGACCCAGGGAAGCUUUAAGCCAACUCUGGGAACUUUGCCAUAAGUGGUUGAGACCAGAGAAUCAUACCAAGGAGCAGAUCCUGGAGCUGCUGGUGUUGGAGCAGUUCCUGUCCAUCCUGCCCGAGGAGCUCCAGUCUUGGGUGCAGGAGCAUCAUCCAUUGAAUGGAGAUGAGGCUGUGUCUUUGCUGGAGGAUUUGGAGAGAGAACUUGAUGAUCCAGGAUUUCAGGGCACAUCCCACGCAGGUGGACAGGAAGUACUCUGGAAGGAAGUGAUCUCUCUCGGAGCUGCACAACAGUCAUCAAGGUAUCAGCUCCAGCACAGGGAGACCCUGCUCAAGCAUGACUGUCUGGAACCCCAUUCCCUACAAGAGAGAGAAAGUGAGACCAAGCCUGAGACUGGGAAGUUGGGUCCAAACCAGAAAGUAUCCAAAGGAAUGGCAUCACAGAAGAUGAUACUCAACAGAAUCUGCAGAGGCAGCACCAUUUUCCGGGGUACUCAUUUUGGAGACCUUCGUGAAUGCAAGGACAGGUUGGGAAGGCAUCAAGGAAAUUCAGAGGAAGGAAAAGAACACAGAUGUGAUCAGUGUGGGAAGAGCUUCAUGCACAGCCUCAGUCUUAUUGGACAUCAGAGAAUCCACACGGGAGAAAAACCCUUUCAGUGUAAAGAGUGUGGGAGAGCCUUCAGUCAAAACACAACCCUGUUUAAACACCUCAUAAUUCACACUGGUGAGAAACCGUAUCAGUGUAAUCAGUGUGGUAAAAGUUUUAGUCGAGGCUCAGUCCUUAUUAAACAUCAGAGAAAUCACACUGGGGAGGAACCUUUUGAGUGCUGUGAAUGUGGUAAAACCUUCAGUAACAGCACAGGAUUUGCUCAGCAUCAGAGAUAUCACACUUUAAUAAAAUGUUACCAGUGCAGUGAUUGUGGGAAGGCUUUCAGGGACAAUUCCAACCUCACUAAACAUCAGCGAAUUCACACAGGAGAAAAACCCUACGAAUGUGAUGAAUGCGGAAAAGCCUUCAGUGGAAGUUCUGACCUUACUAGACAUCACAGAAUUCACACUGGGGAGAAGCCCUAUGAAUGUGACGAGUGUGGGAAGGCCUUCCGUCUGAGCUCACAUCUCACUGAACACCAGAGAAUCCACAGCAAAGAAAAACUCUAUAUGUGUAGUAAGUGCGGAAGAUCUUUCAAACAGAGGUCAGGUCUCUUUCAACAUAAAAAAAAACACAACUAAUCAAAAUCACAUUGCUUUAAGUAUUAUAGUAAAAAUGUUAAGCAGCAUUUAUUCCUUGCAGAAUUCAGAGAAGCCACGUGAGCACUCUCAAUAUCUGUCAACAUCUCAAUUUCCUCUGACAUCAAAGUACCCACAGACUAGAUUCUUCCUUUUUCAGAGUAAGCUAAGUCAGAUUUUCUAUUUCUAGGCUUCAGGCCUGGCUAAUUAAAAAUGUAAAGCUUCAGAAUGGCUGGUCUCAUCCUAUUCACAAUUAAAUCAAAUUUAGAAAAAAGUGCAUACCCACAACCCAGAGUUGAAAGUACCAUAACAUAUCUUAAGUGAAGAGUUAAAGGUUUAGGCAUUGCUUUUCUUCCUCACUUUUUCUUCCUUUGCUUUAUAUAUGUGUGGUGAUCAACACCUUAGUAACUUAUUAUUAUGUUGCUUUAAAAGGGAGUUGACAUGAGAUGAGUAAAGAGAACUAAGUUCUAGUAUUCACUACACCACUGCGUGGCAAGUGACCUUAGUCAAGUUGCCCACACAUUCUAGGCCUUAGAUUCUCCAUCUGUGAACUAUGGGAUUAGAAUAUGUAAUCUCUCGAAGGUCCUUUCCAGCUCCACAGUUAAAUGAUUUUUGUGAAUGACAUCAAGCCUCUAUAUUUAAUUCCUUAGCCUGACAUUCAAGAGCCUGCUCCACAAAUGUGUCCAAUAUUUCCAGUGUUGUUUUCCUUUACUGUCCUACAGGAGCUCCAUGCUCCUAUUAUACAGGUCUUACUUUCCCCAGGCACCCCAGGUACACUCAAGCUUCCAUGUCUUUGUCUUUCAUUCUUCCCCCUUCACACCCUGAGUGCCCACUUUAUCUUUGUUGUUUCCCCAACUAAAUUUUAUAUAUGUUUUACUGUAACCCCAUUUAAAAUAAACAAGCUUUCUGAGUGCUGAA
This is a messenger RNA of Diceros bicornis minor, 2757 nucleotides long. Its product is annotated as zinc finger and SCAN domain-containing protein 31-like. The transcript is spliced from 4 exons. Gene Ontology annotation, molecular function: RNA polymerase II cis-regulatory region sequence-specific DNA binding; DNA-binding transcription factor activity, RNA polymerase II-specific. The record is from RefSeq and is a predicted model, not a curated record. Lineage: Eukaryota; Metazoa; Chordata; Mammalia; Perissodactyla; Rhinocerotidae. Gene Ontology annotation, biological process: regulation of transcription by RNA polymerase II. The coding region runs from base 439 to 1842 and encodes 467 amino acids.